Molecule: messenger RNA, 1938 nt
Organism: Meriones unguiculatus (Mongolian gerbil)
Lineage: Eukaryota; Metazoa; Chordata; Mammalia; Rodentia; Muridae
Gene: Popdc3
Product: popeye domain containing 3
Exons: 4
Coding region: 550-1425 (291 amino acids)
Cellular component (GO): sarcolemma
Molecular function (GO): cAMP binding
Source: RefSeq, a predicted model, not a curated record
UGGGCCAAAAGGCCGGUACCGGGAGCGCGGCUCUGCCACCUUAGGGCCUCCCGAGUGUCCGCACGCCGGUGGCGCCCGCCGGCUGCCCGCGUGCCUCGGAGCGCGCGCCCGAGCCCGUCCCCGCCGCUGGGAGCGGCUUCGAUCGGCUGCACCCGGCUCGGGCAGACGCGUCCCGGAUCCCGGCGCGAGCGGGCUGGCAGCGGGGCGGGCGCGGUUCGGGCCGCAGGUCCCGGGCCCUCCGAGCCGCCCGCCUCUGCGCACUCUGCCGGAAAGUUCUUCGCGAGCUCUGGGGAGCGGCGCGAGGGCCGGGUAGGAAAUAGCAAAAUCUUUGUGGACUUGGGCUGAAUCAGGAGCCCAGAUGAGCUUAAAGAAACUGGUGCUCAGCCCUUAGUUUUUCGGCUCCAUGCUCCCCAGACCUCUCCGUGCCAGCUCCAGUGUCUCCCUGCCUGUGAAGACUAAGCCACAUUCUGUGAUGGGAAGGCAAAGGACUCGGUCACUGGCCUCAGUGUCAUCGAAAGUGAACUGACAAGGGAAGCAGCCAGUACAGCCAUGGAAAAGAAUUCAAGUUUAUGGAACAGCCUGGUGGUCGAACACCCACUCUGCACAACCUGGAAGCAAGAGGCCGAAGGGGCCAUUUACCACCUCGCCAGUAUCUUAUUUGUAGUCGGUUUUAUGGGUGGCAGUGGAUUCUUCGGGCUCCUUUAUGUCUUCAGCUUGCUGGGCCUGGGUUUCCUCUGUACUGCAGUCUGGGCAUGGGUAGACGUCUGUGCCGCUGACAUAUUUUCCUGGAAUUUUGUGCUGUUCGUCAUCUGCUUCAUGCAGUUUGUUCACAUUGCGUAUCAAGUUCACAGCAUAACCUUUGCCCGAGAAUUCCAGGUGCUGUACAGCUCCCUGUUCAAGCCCCUCGGGAUCCCUUUGCCCGUCUUCAGAAUCAUUGCUCUGAGCUCUGAAGUGGUCACUUUGGAAAAGGAGCACUGUUAUGCCAUGCAGGGGAAAACCUCCAUUGAUAGACUCUCCAUGCUUGUCUCAGGAAGGAUCAGAGUGACAGUUGAUGGCGAAUUUCUGCAUUAUAUUUCCCCCUUUCAGUUCCUGGAUUCUCCUGAGUGGGAUUCGCUACGACCCACAGAGGAAGGCAUUUUUCAGGUAACCCUCACAGCAGAAACUGAUUGUCGAUAUGUGUCUUGGAGGAGAAAAAAGUUAUACCUUCUGUUUGCUCAGCAUCGCUACAUCUCCCGCCUGUUUUCGGUUUUAAUUGGCAGUGACAUUGCAGACAAGCUCUAUGCCUUGAACGACAGGAUCUAUAUAGGGAAAAAACAUCACUAUGAUAUUCGGUUACCCAACUACUAUCAGAUGUCAAGUCCGAACUUGUCCAAAUCACCCCUAACAGAACAGUUUCAGAAUUCCAGACAGCACUGUAACAAAUGACAUCAAAACCUGAAGUUGGAUGAUUACUGAAAAAAAAAAAAAAAAAAAGACUUCAUCAUUCCCCGGACAAGUCAGCACACUAUUAUUUUUAUAACUUAAAUUCAGAGUCAAGAUGCCACUGCCAGCUGUUUGUUUCAUUUUAACUUCUGCAUUGCAAAUAAAAUUUACAAAUUUUCUUGUAUUCCUUGCUGUUAUAAUGGGCUAGGGAGAUGAAUAACGGUGGGCAGCUCGCCCCUUUUCCUGUAUCAGAACUGAGAGAAUGUCAUUUUGAAUUCUCUGAUAUUUUCUCAAACAUGCUGCCUUGUACUGUUGGCCCAGGAGAAGCAGUUAGCAAAUGUUCUCAGCAUGAGAGCAGGUUGCUACAGUCCACAGACUCAUUUCUGGAAUCUGCUUUUUUGUGACAAUCUCUGAUGAAUGUAAGUUCCAUUGUUGGUGUGGGAAGCAAUUGUUUCUUUUACAUGUGAAGUUGUUCUUUGAUGUGACUAAAAAGUAGAAUAAAUGUAAGAAACAAUA